AUGUCGCUGCGAGGCUUUAGAAAGCCGGUCCAAAAUGGAAACCACACCGACGAGAAUGAUGUGAAAGAUGUAAAGCUGGCUCUCCUACCAGGUAGAAAACGAAUACAAAUUAUUGGCGACAGUGACAGCGAAAGCGAUGCAACUGCAAGUCCGAUAAAACCUGUGCCUAUACCGAUAGUCGGAGCUGUGAGAGAAAAUGCCACCGAUUCUCCUUCUGCAAAGUUGAGCGUAAAGGAUAAAGAACUGCGACUGCAAAAGGCGAGACAGGCUUGUAUGGAAGUGGACGCUAUGCUAUUGCAGUCUGCUCUAGUAUCAAAUGGAUGGGAUGUGGACAAAGCAGUGAAGGAGUUGAAAAGCUCGUCGGCCAAACGGAAAAUAAUGUCCAGUCCUUCUCCAGUGAAGCCCACCAUUGUACCGGUGGCAAAUAGAUCUCCGGAUCAAAAUGAGGCAAAGAAACGGCGUAUUCAGCCGAUGAACAGAAGUGAUGAAGAUAGUGACGCAGACUCCGAUCGUCCUACUGAGCUCGUAUUUGAUAGCGAUGAAGAUAGCGAUGGUGGAUAUAAUCACGCCAAACUUGCAAAAGAUCGCAAAGGAGUGGUAGAGUUUCUGAACACGGCUACAUUGAACGAGAUGAUAUGCGUAAAAACGUUAUCUAUGAAGAAAAUUGAUCUGCUGGUAGAGAUGCGUCCUUUUCGCGAUUGGUCGAACUUGGUAGAAAAAUUGAAAACGCAUCGCUCACUCCAAACGGAGAUUCUAAACAACACGCAGGAAUAUCUCGCACGUCGAAACAACGUUGCGGCGGUAAUGAGUAAAUGCAAGAAAAUCGUGAAAAAGCUAGAAGAAGCUAUCGAAUCCGGUGGAAGCCGCCUUGUUGAACAACCGCGAAACAUACCAGAGGCGCUGAAGCUAGCCGAGUACCAACUGGUCGGUCUGAAUUGGCUCACCAUCAUGCACCGCAACAAGAUGAACGCUAUUCUGGCGGACGAAAUGGGUCUCGGGAAAACGAUUCAAAUCAUCGCUCUGCUGGCAUGGCUUAAGGAGAACAAAGAGCAAACAAAUCCGAGCCUGUUAGUGGUCCCCUCGUCGACGAUGGACAACUGGGAACAGGAGCUAAUAACCUGGUGUCCUGAAUUGGUGGUAUUGAAAUACUACGGCGGCCAGGCGGAGCGUCGCAUGAUACGAGUGGAUUGGGCCAAAAACGGCAUCAAGGAGGUGGACGUUGUUCUCACUACGUACCAUAUGAUGGGUGCUUCUGGGGAAGAGAAGAAAAUGUGGCGUGUAACGCACUUCGAUUACGUCGUAUUCGAUGAGGCACAUAUGUUGAAAAACGUCCAGUCGCAACGAUACCAGAAUCUGAUACGUAUCAAUGCAAAGCAUAGGAUUUUGCUCACGGGUACGCCAUUGCAGAAUAAUCUUCUCGAAUUGAUGUCGUUGCUGUGUUUCGUGAUGCCCAAAUUGCUAGGGUCCAAGGUAGAUGAUAUAAAAGCUCUCUUUCAGGGAAAAACGAAAACUAGCCAGGGCGAAAAUGACGAGGAGGUGUCCUCAUUCGAGAAAAAUCAAAUUGAACGUGCGAAAUUGAUUAUGAAACCGUUUGUGCUACGAAGGCUUAAGAAAGAUGUACUAUCAUUUUUACCCCCAAAGCAUGAAGUUGUCCUCAAAGCCACCAUGAUAGAUUCGCAAAAAGAGAAGUAUUAUGAAAUCGUUGAUCAAUGCCAAAAAGCUACUGGUGUAAUUAAGGAAAAUACCGAAAUUAGUGGAAUGUCCAUCAUGAUGGACUUGAGGAAAAUGGCAAAUCAUCCACUGCUGUUGAGAUACUACUAUUCUGAUGAUGAUGUGCGUGGUAUCGCACGGAAGCUCGCAACAGAUCCUGAGUAUAAAGGUAAAAAUGCAGACAACAUUUUCUAUGAUAUUGCUUACCUUUCGGACUUCAAAUUAUUCCAAUUGCGCGAUAAAUACACGAGCCUGUACGACCUGCGGCUGCCGGAGAAGUUGAUCACAGCGUCUGGAAAAUUUCGUCAAUUGGACGAGCUUUUGCCUAAGAUGAAGGAAGAAGGUCAUCGUGUGUUAAUCUUCAGCCAGUUCACCAUGAUGCUGGACAUCAUGGAAGAAUAUAUGAAAAUUAGAAAUCACGAGUACAUGCGGCUGGACGGAAGCACACCAGUUACGGAGCGGCAGGAGAUGAUUGAUCAGUACACGGAAGAUCGGAAUAUCUUUAUAUUUAUGCUCUCAACAAAGGCCGGCGGUUUGGGCAUAAACUUAACUGCAGCGGAUACUGUAAUCAUCCAUGACAUUGACUUCAAUCCAUACAACGACAAACAGGCGGAGGACCGAGCCCAUCGAUUGGGUCAGAAGAAACCAGUUACGAUUUACAAGCUUAUAACGGAAGGUACGAUCGAGGAAGGCAUGCUAAUGGUUGCCCAACAGAAGCUGCAGCUAGAGAAGAAUGUCACCGAGCAUGAUGGCGACAACGCAGUCAAUGAUCACAAAUGCAUGGUGAGUUUGUUGACCAUGGCGCUGGGCUUGGACGAGAUAAAGGCUGAAUCAAUACUGAAAAAUGAGUCUCCCCAAAAGAAAACGAUGGACGAAGAGUUCUAAAAGCUUAUUCAGCUUUAACGUAGUGUUUGUUACCUGCAGCAUACUGUUUCUCCGAUAAAGCUAAGACGCACUAACAAGUUGAAGGCGGUAGGUCUCCAGAACCGUUGCUGAAUACGCGUAAAAAUAGCUCUUUGAGAAAUGUUCCAACCAUGAUAUUGAUGAUCAGCUAGAUGACUCAAAUUUUCGCAAUAUCUUUUGUAUGUUCACUCUUUUUUUUUUAAU
Anopheles nili is the source of this 2817-nucleotide messenger RNA. It is a transcript of the gene Etl1, whose product is annotated as SWI/SNF-related matrix-associated actin-dependent regulator of chromatin subfamily A containing DEAD/H box 1 homolog. Gene Ontology annotation, cellular component: nucleus. The transcript is spliced from 7 exons. The record is from RefSeq and is a predicted model, not a curated record. Gene Ontology annotation, molecular function: ATP binding; ATP-dependent chromatin remodeler activity; DNA binding. Lineage: Eukaryota; Metazoa; Arthropoda; Insecta; Diptera; Culicidae. Bases 1 to 2595 code for a protein of 864 amino acids.